Hippopotamus amphibius kiboko is the source of this 2188-nucleotide messenger RNA. RefSeq names its product gastrulation brain homeobox 2 (gene GBX2). Gene Ontology annotation, cellular component: nucleus. The coding region runs from base 444 to 1490 and encodes 348 amino acids. The record is from RefSeq and is a predicted model, not a curated record. Lineage: Eukaryota; Metazoa; Chordata; Mammalia; Artiodactyla; Hippopotamidae. Gene Ontology annotation, biological process: regulation of transcription by RNA polymerase II; regulation of nervous system development. Gene Ontology annotation, molecular function: RNA polymerase II transcription regulatory region sequence-specific DNA binding; DNA-binding transcription factor activity, RNA polymerase II-specific. The transcript is spliced from 2 exons.
GGCAGCAGGCAAAAUGUGAAUGAGAAAGAGGAGCGCGAUUUAAAGGUGCUGGAGGCGCCCGCGGAAGACAAGUGCGCCAGCUUCCCGCGCUCCCCACCGGCCCGCAGGAGGCGACCGAUAGCCAGCCAGACAGACGGACGCGCUGACGGCUGCGAGUCCGGGCCAAGGGCCGCGGAAGCGACGCGCGCGGGCUCCGACGGGCAAACGGCGGGCAGCAGCUCCAGAGAGUCGGCGGGGGCCAGGCGCCCGCUCCACUCCAGGGCGCACGGCCUCACCCCGUGCUGGGCAUGCAGUGGGCCCAGGACUGAGGGGCAUCUGCUGUCCGGGUCCCGCUCGGCCCCUGCCCGGUGCACCAAGCUGUGCUCCCGGCGCCCGGCGGGCUUCCCGGUGGCGGCGCGGCGCGGGGACUUUUCGCCUCUCGCGGGCCUCUCCCGAGCGCGUCUAUGAGCGCAGCGUUCCCGCCGUCGCUGAUGAUGAUGCAGCGCCCGCUGGGGAGUAGUACCGCCUUCAGCAUAGACUCGCUGAUCGGCAGCCCGCCGCAGCCCAGCCCCGGCCAUUUCGUCUACACCGGCUACCCUAUGUUCAUGCCCUACCGGCCGGUGGUGCUGCCGCCGCCGCCGCCGCCGCCGCCCGCGCUGCCCCAGGCCGCGCUGCAGCCCGCGCUGCCGCCCGCGCACCCUCACCACCAGAUCCCCAGCCUGCCCACAGGCUUCUGCUCCAGCUUGGCGCAGGGCAUGGCGCUCACCUCCACGCUCAUGGCCACGCUGCCCGGCGGCUUCUCCGCCUCUCCCCAGCACCAGGAGGCGGCGGCAGCCCGGAAGUUCGCGCCGCAGCCGCUGCCCGGCGGUGGCAACUUCGACAAGGCAGAGGCGCUGCAAGCCGACGCGGAGGACGGCAAAGGCUUCUUGGCCAAGGAGGGCUCGCUGCUUGCCUUCUCCGCGGCCGAGGCUGUGCAGGCGUCACUCGUCGGGGCUGUCAGAGGGCAAGGGAAAGACGAGUCAAAGGUGGAAGACGACCCGAAGGGCAAGGAGGAGAGUUUCUCGCUGGAGAGCGAUCUGGACUACAGCUCGGAUGACAAUCUGACCGGCCAGGCGGCUCACAAGGAGGAAGACCCCGGCCACGUGCUGGAGGAGACCCCGCCAAGCGGCGGCGCCGCGGGCAGCACCACGUCCACGGGCAAGAACCGGCGGCGGCGGACUGCCUUCACCAGCGAGCAGCUCCUCGAGCUAGAGAAGGAGUUCCACUGCAAAAAGUACCUCUCGCUGACCGAGCGCUCACAGAUCGCUCAUGCCCUCAAACUCAGCGAGGUGCAGGUGAAAAUCUGGUUCCAGAACCGCAGGGCCAAGUGGAAACGGGUGAAGGCUGGCAAUGCUAAUUCCAAGACAGGGGAGCCCUCCAGGAACCCCAAGAUCGUGGUCCCCAUCCCCGUCCACGUCAGCAGGUUCGCCAUCAGAAGUCAGCAUCAGCAGCUGGAGCAGGCCCGACCCUGAGGGCCCAAGGAGGGCCAGGGCCUGGACCACCCUGGAGAAGCCACAGUCCCAGAGGGAACCCAUGGUGGACUCCACAACUUAUUUGAAGCAAAACGCAGUCACCCCCCAACUUUGGACAUCCCAAGCAAAUUGAGAGUAUAUUCAAUAAAGAGGCUUGAAAGACUGCUUUCAAAGGGGCUACAGCUACACCUGAAGACACACUAAAUAUUUAUUAUACUAUCCUACUUUGUACAUAGAUAUCUAUAUAGACUGGAUCUCAGCUGCCGUAUUUUGAAAGUUAUAGGACCAAACUACCCAGUAAUGUCCUCCAGCCACAUUCCAGAAGAAAACAAAACCCCUGCUGUAACCUGCCACGCCUAGCAGCCACCUUUCCAUACUUUUCCAAAGGUAAACAUCACAUGCAAGAACAAACACUGGGGUCUCCACUUAUUUUUGUUUCUAUUCUGGCUUUUUUAGUUGACUGAAAAGCAGACGUUUUGAGGCAGCCUGGAAAUUCGCUUUGCUUUGGUUCUGCCUGGCUUUCUUUCCUGGGGUUGCAUAUCCUAUAAGCCGUGUCUAAAGCACGUUUUCGUUGUGUUUAAUUUAUUUCAAUGUAGCUUAUUUUCAUAUAAGUUAUGACAUUAAAACAAUCUCAGUCUUGUGAAUAAUAAAAAGGAGAGAGAGAGGAAAACAGACCAAUUCUUGGGUCUCAUAAGUAU